This is a messenger RNA of Phytophthora sojae, 486 nucleotides long. RefSeq lists its product as hypothetical. NCBI's taxonomy places the organism in Eukaryota, Oomycota, Peronosporomycetes, Peronosporales, Peronosporaceae. Gene Ontology annotation, molecular function: protein serine/threonine phosphatase activity. Gene Ontology annotation, biological process: protein dephosphorylation. The annotation marks the transcript as partial. The transcript has 3 exons. The record is from RefSeq and is a predicted model, not a curated record.
AAGUGGUGCCAAGAACAGCACGGCCAUUUCGUGGGGGCAUUCAAAGAUGCUUUUACGAGAGUUGAUGCGCACAUAUUGCAGAAAAAUCCGUCACCAGACGGCUCAACCGCUCUGCUGGUUUGGUUUCUAGCCGACUCGACUAGCCGCAGAAUGUUCUACACAGUGAACCUAGGAGACUGUCGCGCCGUUCUGUGUCGAGGUGGGCACGCUGUGCCGCUCACAAGUGACCACAAACCCAGUCGUCCGGACGAAAAGAAGCGCAUUGAAAAGGCUGGAGGUUUUGUGGGAGAAAAGCUGGCAUAUCCCGCGUAUACUCUGCUGUGGGCGCUGGGCAUCCACGUUCGGGCAUUUGGUGACCGAUCUUUAAAGACACCGACAGCGCUGGUUUCAUGUGACCCGGAGGUCACGAGAUUUCAAGUACAGGAAGACGAUUUGUUUCUGGUGAUGGCAUGCGAUGGCGUCUGGGACGUCUUGAGCAACCAGGAC